AUGACGGUGAUGCUGUUGGCAAGAAAGAUUGUCUUGAAAUAUGUAAAAUCGUGUGAGCCAAACGUGUGUCAGAACGGCGGAAACUGCACCUCCUGCUUUAACGGCUCCAGCACCUUCUGUGACUGUCCUGAGGGGUUCGAGGGAAAAUUCUGCGAAAUCAACAUUGACGAAUGUGCCUCCAAUCCUUGUCAAAACGGAGGAACCUGCCAUGAUGACGUCAACUCUUACCGGUGCCGCUGUCAGCCUGGUUACGUCGGUGACAACUGUGAAACAGACGUGGACUGGUGUGCUCUUGUGACCUGUCCAUUUGACUGGACCUGCCAGGAUGACGGCACCCACUUCACAUGUCUUGCGCCAUUUGUUCGCACGGAGGAAACCCACCCUUGCAGCGGCGCCUCCUGUCCAGACGGCAUGUACUGCAAUGAGGACGGUACCUCGUUCUCGUGCUGGGCUAACUAA
Molecule: messenger RNA, 459 nt
Organism: Branchiostoma floridae (Florida lancelet)
Lineage: Eukaryota; Metazoa; Chordata; Leptocardii; Amphioxiformes; Branchiostomatidae
Product: fibropellin-1-like
Exons: 5
Coding region: 1-459 (152 amino acids)
Biological process (GO): establishment or maintenance of epithelial cell apical/basal polarity; heterophilic cell-cell adhesion
Cellular component (GO): protein-containing complex; plasma membrane
Molecular function (GO): calcium ion binding
Source: RefSeq, a predicted model, not a curated record